AUGUCGAUGCUCGUCAGAGCCGAAGGCAGCCAAGACGAGAGCGAAGGCGACGGGAGAAGAGGCGGCCGAGGCGGCGGCCGAGGCGGCGGCCGAGGCGGCCGAGGUGGCAGAGGCGGCCGAGGUGCCAAGAACGACGACCCGUUCACGGAAAACGUCGUCCAAGUUUCCCGAGUGACGAAAGUGACCAAAGGUGGCUCGCAGAUGUCCUUCCGCGCGACGGUUGUCGUCGGAGACGGUAAAGGUGCCGUUGGCGUCGGGUGCAAGAAGGCGAAGGAAGUGCAAGGGGCGGUGAUGAAAGCGGCGUCGGACGCGAGAAAGUCCGUGGUGAAGGUGCCGAUUGCAAAGGGAGACACGUUCCCGCACAGAGUCACGGUGAAAGGCAACGGCGGGUCGCACAUCAUGUUGAGACCAGCGGCGCCGGGUACUGGGGUCAUCGCCGGUGGGAGUUGCCGAUCGGUUUUAGAGCUUGCUGGAUACAAAAACUGCUUCGCGAAGCAAAUCGGGAGUAACAACCCGUUGAACAACGCUCGCGCUACGGUGAAAGGCUUAGCUCAAAUGAGAACCGCGAAAGAGGUCGCGGAAUCGAGAGACAUGACGCUCGAGGAAUUGUUUUCCGCUUAA
Molecule: messenger RNA, 621 nt
Organism: Bathycoccus prasinos
Lineage: Eukaryota; Viridiplantae; Chlorophyta; Mamiellophyceae; Mamiellales; Bathycoccaceae
Product: 30S ribosomal protein S5
Exons: 1
Coding region: 1-621 (206 amino acids)
Biological process (GO): translation
Cellular component (GO): small ribosomal subunit; ribosome
Molecular function (GO): RNA binding; structural constituent of ribosome
Source: RefSeq, a predicted model, not a curated record